CGAAGGUUUUCCAGGUCUGCUCUUCCCUUCUGCUCUUUUGUUGAAGCUGGUUCACUGCAUAGGAGCAGUCAUUCCGGAAGGAAGGGGGAUGCCAGAUGAGAGGAGACUUUCUGCGCACUGUAUAGAGACCGGUUCAUGGCCUGUGCUGUCCAAGGAAAAUGUGCAAAUAUCAAGGUUACCUGGGUCUGCUGGUCACUUCUAGUUUUGGACUCUUGAAGAUGGUGAGUUUUGCUAAUGAUGCGCGGCUGUUUAAAGAACCGGGUAGCUUUUCUGGCAAUCACUCUUUGUGUGCCAUCUUUUAUAAAGGUGCUUCUUGUUGCUAAGAGAUCAGUUGCUUAGAGACCAAAUCAUUAAAAAAAAUAUAUAUGUCAGAGGCCAACAUAAAUUAUAACCAAAUUUUGUCAUUUCAGCUCACCCUCUUAAUGUUUGGCUUUUGUAAUAGAUCGUAACGUACCAAGAGAAGCCAAUUACUAAUCACAAAUAGAAAACGGACCAUGAGGAGGAGAAAAGAUCUGUGCGUACGCUCCCGUGGACGGGGAGUAAUACCACUGAUUCCCUGGGAGAGAGUUACAACCUCUCGGGGCUCUCUGAAACUUUGACUCCUCAUGGGGGGUCUGAGAUGUACAUUUACGUACACACAUAUAUCUGUCCCAGGUAAAACUUGGGUGCAGUUUGGAGUAUGAAGACAGGGCAAUUGUGGAGCUACUUUUGUCUUUUUCAAAGGAAAAUUAAGAGAAAAAGAUGCUGCACUUGGAAAAAUGUUCAGUUGGGAAACUGAAGUGAUCUUAGCCUUCAGCCAGAUAUUUCUGUGUGUGAACAGCUGCCACUGCUGCAGGUCUGUAUCGUGCUGGGAGGAGGGGGCUAGUGUACAGAUCUGUCUUUUAUCUUCUCCCCUGUACUCAGAUGCAGCACCAUCAAGGAGACAGCAAUAAAAACAAUUGGUUAAGUAGGUAAGGUUUGGCCUUGGGGUUCUUUCUCUCCCACUGUGUGGUGACUUUGCCCAUUGAGAGACUCUUCCCUCAAAUUAGCUGUCAUUCAAGUAUUACCCCCGCGUCCAGGGGCAUUUACAUUUUAGGAAUAUAUUUUUAAAUGAAAGACUAAGAAUGGUAGUAUGCAAAGCUUCUUAACAGGUAGGAUAGGUGAUGUGGGGGAGCAAAAUAAAGCUAUAUACACUCCUUAACUGUAUGACUUCAUAACACCUCGCCAUCCUCCAUCUCUUUUCCUACCUCCUCCAUCCUUCACAGUUCUCUUUGGUCCCACCUUAGGUGAGAAGCAAGCAGGCAAUAAGGGAUCAAAUACUUGGAGUUAAGAAUCAGGUUACAAUCAUCUCAUCACUCAUUUACAGAGUAGAUGAAAGACCCACCAGUAUCAACUUAUUUAGAGAUAUAUGGCAGUUGGGAAAAAAAAAAUUACAACCUGUGCAAAUGGAAUGGGGCUAAUGCUCAGCAGAAAUUCAUUAUAAGAGGAAAGGAAAUGCUGACUUUGCUCAGCCCAAGCUACGAGUCAAAUGGACAUAGGACAUGUGAAUGUUGCAGAAUAAACUCAGGAGAUUCAUUGAUUUGUAAACAUAGCGACUAAACAGCAACAAAGCAUGCAGCAGGCAUCCAGUUGAAGACUAAUGAAAAAAAAACACCCAGGAGGAAAUGAAAGGCAGAGAUCCACACAGAGGAGAUAUUCUGGUUUACAUACAAACAAGAAGUUGAGACCUCAUGCCCAUGACAUCUUGAGAGGGCUCACCUUGAAGAUGAGUGGGAAGUCAAGUCUUUUCAACUCGUUUCCAAAAGGACCACAUGACAGCUCUUAACGUAUACACCUCCCUCCAGAGACACCAAUGAACAGAUGAAUGAAAGGAAGACUGAAUCUGUACAUCCACAUCUUCAAGGGCAGCAACCAUUUCUUAUGCUUCUCUUCAGGACCUCGUUCAGGACCCUGUGCAUUCUAGGUACAAAGGAAAGGAGAUGAAGAUGAAGAAACAGAGGCUCAAGAAAUAAAGUCACCUACCCAAUGUUGCUCAGUUGAUGGCAAAGUUGAGGUUAUUACAGAGUAUUGAGCAGAGUUCCCUGUGCUAUAUGGCCUCAAAAUGAAACAAGGACUCUUCCUGGGUAUCAAGCCUGCCAGCAUUCAGAAUGGAGCCACACUAUCAGAUUCCCAGUUCUCCAGCUUGCCAACACCCUGAGUAAUCUGUCAGCCUCCAAAAUAACAUCCGAGUGAUGGUGGACCUAUGCAACAGUACCAGGGGUAUCUGCCUCACAGGACCACCUGGCCCAGCAGGGCCUCCCGGAGUCAGUGGAUUACCAGGACACAACGGAUCAGAUGGACAGCCUGGUCCCCAGGGCCCAAAAGGCGAAAAAGGAGCCAAUGGAAAAAGAGGAAAAAUGGGGCCACCUGGAGCCACAGGAACUCCAGGGGAAAAGGGAGAUCCUGGUGAGCUGGGCUUGCCUGGAAACGAGGGCCCAACAGGGCAGAAGGGUGACAAGGGAGACAAAGGGGACGUGUCCAAUGAUGUGCUCCCCGCAGGUGCCAAAGGUGACCAAGGACCACCUGGCCCACCUGGGCCCCCAGGCCCUCCGGGUCCUCCGGGUCCCCCUGGAAGCAGAAGAAAAGGCCCUCGGCAGCCAAACAUGUUCAACGGCCAGUGCCCAGGUGAGACAUGUGCUGUACCAAAUGAUGAUACCUUGGUUGGAAAAACUGAUGAGAAAGUCAGUGAACACCAUUCGCCAGAAGCAGAAUCCAUGAUCACAUCAAUUGGAAAUCCAAUACAAGUGUUGAAAGUUAAAGAGACGUUUGGGACUUGGAUAAGAGAGUCUGCUAACAAGAGUGAUGAACGCAUUUGGGUGACUGAACAUUUCUCAGGUAUCAGGGUGAAGGAAUUUGAAGACCAGCCCUCGCUGCGGAACGGCAGUUACACGCUCAUCCACCUCCCGUACUAUUUCCACGGCUGUGGUCACACUGUCCACAACAACGCUCUCUACUACCACAAGGGGGGCUCCAACACCAUCGUGAGGUUUGAAUUUGGCAAAGAAACAUCCCAAACUCUGAAGCUUGAAAAUGCCUUGUAUUUUGAUCGAAAAUACCUCUUUGCGAAUUCCAAGACGUACUUCAAUUUAGCUGUAGAUGAAAAGGGCCUUUGGAUUAUCUAUGCUUCCAGUGCGGACGGCUCAAGCAUCCUUGUCGCACAGCUGGAGGAGAGGACCUUCUCCGUGGUGCAGCACAUCAACACUACGUACCCCAAGUCCAAGGCCGGCAACGCCUUCAUUGCCCGAGGGAUCCUCUAUGUCACUGACACCAAGGAUACGAGGAUAACGUUUGCCUUUGAUCUGUUAGGAGGGAAGCAGAUCAAUGCAAACUUUGCUCUAAGAACUUCCCAGUCUGUUCUUGCCAUGUUAUCAUACAAUAUGAGAGACCAGCAUUUGUAUUCUUGGGAAGAUGGCCAUUUAAUGCUUUAUCCCGUACAGUUUCUGUCAGCUGCUUUGCACCAGUGAUAGGAAGCAUUCUGUUCCCCUCAGUAAAUUUCAGCUGUUCUCUGGUACCGUGUGUGUCCCAAUAGGAAACUUGUCUUUAAGGGCGGUCAGGUUAUUAGCUGUCAUAAUCUCACGACACGGGUGCUGAUGUGGUGUUUCCCCUUUAAUUCUGACUCUGUAGGGGAAAUAACGGACUGGAACUCACAAAUGGCUGGCAUUUGGUGAUUCCUUCAGAAACUAGCUGGGCAAGUUAUGUCUCCCUCUUUAGGUCUUGUUUUUCCCCACUGGUAACGUGAAAGGGCUGGCUAAGAUGAUUGGUAAGAUUUCCUUACCUGUAGGGAAUUCUGUGAUUCUUAGCUGUUGCUGCUCUCGCAACUUUUACGUAUUUGGUUUUGGAUUUUAUUUUUGGCUUUUAGCCAUGGCUGAGCAGAUUUACCUCUGAGUUGAUCAGCCUGGUGGCCUGAGCAAUGAAUUCCUUAGUUCCGACUUAUGUUUAUUGUCUUGGAAGCUGCACUGACCCUUUAAGGCUGUUGAGUUACCUUAUUACCCCUAACUUAUUACCUUUCUCUGCAUCUUCACCUGCCACCAGAGCGUCAGAGUGGGCAUCAUCCUCAGCUCCUGAUUACCAUGCCAGAAUUAGCCAAAGCAGGAAUAGCUGCCUGCAUUGAAGCAGAAACAGGCACUUCUGGGUUCCUGUCAAUUUCUGACCAUGCUGAUCUGCAGCUCGGCUCGUAAACGUUGAAUCUGCAGGUCUUGCAGAGUCUUUCUGCCCUAGAUCUGGAUCAGCUCUCAGAGUAAAUACUGUGCAAGUGGACAUUAAUCCAGUGAGAACCUUGAGAGGCACUUUGCAGUUUUCAGAAGAAAGGUGCCAUUCGUGGUUAUUAUCUAGAACAAGGAUGGGCAAACUGUGACCCGUGGGCCAAAUACAGCCCAUUGUCUGUUUCUGUAAAUAAAGUUUUAUUCAACACAGUCAGAGGCAUUUGCGUAUUAUCACGGUCACAGGCAUAUUAUAGUCUGGGACUACUUUUGCUGAACACUGGCAGAGUUGAAUCACUGCGAGAAAGCUGAGGAACAGCUCCCCAAACCUAAGACAUUUACUUUCUGGCCCUUUAUAGCAAUAGUUUGCCAACCCCUGAUCUAGAAUAUUAGAGUGAGCCUGAUUCUUAGAAGGGCUUAUUCACCUGAGCCUGUUCAUUAUAUAUUUUUUUUGUUUCAGACUAAAAAGAGGUCAUUUAUAUGCUUUGAAUUUAUGGUAAAGGGCAAGGGUGAGAACAGCAUAAAAUUAUGCUGUUCCACCCCCAGGAAAGCAGUUAAUGAACUGUUCUUAUCCUAGUGUAGUUUUUCUUUUUAAUAUGUUAUCUGGCUUUUUCCUCCUUGUGACUUUUAAAAAAAUUUUAAUUGGCAGAUAAUUACUUUAUAACUACCCAAAUAUAGUUUUAAAGAAUGUGAUCUGGUCCCUUUGGAUGCCAGGAGAAAAUCCAGUUUAACUUGCUCCUAGUUCAGUUCAGUCACUCAGUCGUGUUGAACUCUUUGCAACCCCAUGGACUACAGCAUCCAGGCUUCUCU
Messenger RNA from Odocoileus virginianus texanus, 5027 nucleotides. Lineage: Eukaryota; Metazoa; Chordata; Mammalia; Artiodactyla; Cervidae. The record is from RefSeq and is a predicted model, not a curated record.